This is a messenger RNA of Diceros bicornis minor, 433 nucleotides long. RefSeq names its product ribosomal protein L37a (gene RPL37A). The coding region runs from base 95 to 373 and encodes 92 amino acids. Lineage: Eukaryota; Metazoa; Chordata; Mammalia; Perissodactyla; Rhinocerotidae. Gene Ontology annotation, cellular component: ribosome. Gene Ontology annotation, biological process: translation. The record is from RefSeq and is a predicted model, not a curated record. The transcript is spliced from 4 exons. Gene Ontology annotation, molecular function: structural constituent of ribosome.
GGGCCUCCCACUCGCCACUUCCGCUCGUCGGCCUAAAACCGCGCCUGCGCACUGCGUCUCUUCCUCUCUGGGCUGGGACCUAGUUCGCGGCGACAUGGCCAAACGCACCAAGAAGGUCGGCAUCGUCGGCAAGUACGGGACCCGUUAUGGGGCCUCCCUCAGGAAGAUGGUGAAGAAGAUUGAAAUCAGCCAGCACGCCAAGUACACUUGCUCCUUCUGCGGCAAGACCAAGAUGAAGAGACGAGCCGUGGGCAUCUGGCAUUGUGGCUCCUGCAUGAAGACGGUGGCCGGGGGAGCCUGGACCUACAACACCACUUCUGCCGUCACAGUCAAGUCUGCCAUCAGAAGACUGAAGGAAUUGAAAGACCAGUAGAAGCGCCACCAUUUGAAACGUUGCUAGCCUAUAAUAAAUGGGUUAAUUUAUGUAACAAGA